Molecule: messenger RNA, 5197 nt
Organism: Myripristis murdjan (pinecone soldierfish)
Lineage: Eukaryota; Metazoa; Chordata; Actinopteri; Holocentriformes; Holocentridae
Exons: 6
Coding region: 10-3366 (1118 amino acids)
Molecular function (GO): GTP binding
Source: RefSeq, a predicted model, not a curated record
AAUGCAAGUAUGGAUGAUGACCCUUAUAAAUACCCCGUUUACUUUGAGUGUUCGAGCCUGGACGGUGAGCAGAAGAAGAGGGUAGAAAACUACUUUCAGAUUCGCCGGAGAUCAGGCGGAGGGGAGUGCGGUCCGCUGAGGAGAGCGACUGAAAAAGUUUAUACAGUCGCUUUCAGAGAUAAAACAGAUCAGCAAAGAGUUCUGCAGAAGUCUGAGCAUGUGUUGGAUUUGGCAACUGGUCUUCUGGAACUCACCAUCCAUGAUGACCCGGGGCACUCCUCAAAACUGACACCAAGUGGUGUAGAACAUGAACUACAGCUGGACCCCUACCUCAUCCAUUACCUGAAGGAACAUCCCAGAGCUGGGAGGGAGCUAGAUGAAGAACUUGCAUCUGUGGCCAGCUCUGUGCAGCUCCACCCAGAUGAAGGGAGGGUAUUGGUCAAGGGCUUUAUCCCAGAUACAGAUGAAGUUCAACAAUGGAAAGCUAAGAUAGAAAAAGUCUUUGAACAGAUCAAAGAACGAUAUCUUUGCCACUUUGAGUUGGACCCACACAAAAUCAGCAUUCUGCUUUGCUCCCGUGGCUCUAGUCAGGACACAGAUGAAGUGAGGGUGUACAGCCAGGUCGGAGUGGCUGUGGUGGUUGGGGAGCAUUCCCAGGUGCAAACCAGACUGAGGGAUGUGGUGGACUCACAUGUCACAGGCCAAGGGUCAGGUGUCAGUCAGAAGCAAACUACAACUCGUCGAUUAGGCGAAGCAAAACUCCGCCUCCUCUGGGAGGACAUAGAACACAGUCUAAGGCAGGACAUCCCUGGAGUGAAGGUCACAAAAGGAGAUGCAGGUCAGUUAGUUUUGGAAGGCUCUUUGGAGGAGAUUGUUCAAGCUGGAGACAUUGUUUCCAAGAAGGAGAAUUUGGUCUUAGAGAGGAUGGUUUCUUGUGUGAGUCCACAUCUUUUGGCCUUCAUGAGAAAAGAGCAUGGGGGUGUUGGGAUGCUAGGCAAAUUUUUAGGGGUUGGCAGCAACGUGGAAAUAGAGCUAAGGGACACUGAACUACUUCUGUUCACCCUCUGCUCUGAUAAACUGGAUGAAAUUGAAAAGGCAGUGCUGGACAAGUUCAAGGAAGAAAAAGUUGAUGUCCCAGACUGCUCUGCUGUGCCAUCUGAGCUUAAAGAGAAACUUGAGUCCAAGGCAAAGGAAAUGAACCAAGGAAGAUGUAGGGUUGUGGUAAGGUUUGCCUCAGGUAGCAAGGUUUGUUUACUAGGCCACAGCAAAGAGGUUGAGGAGCUGAGUGAGGUUAUCAUACAGUUUAUUUUGGACCAGUCCAGUCAAAAUUCCUUAGUUCAGAAGACAGUCACUAUUGACCUGCCUGGAAACACAACUGUUGCCACAUACUGCCUUGAUAGUGGACUCCAGGUGCUGGUGUGCCAGGGUGACAUCACCAAAGAGCAUGCUGAUGCCCUGGUGAAUGCAGCCAAUGAGGAUCUUGAUCAUGUUGGAGGUGUGGCUGCUGCGCUUAGUCAUGCAGGUGGUCCUCAAGUGCAGGAGGAGAGUAGUGCUCUAGUAAAGCAGGUUGGGAAAAUCCCAACAGGUGAUGCGGUUGUGACCACAGGGGGGAACCUAAAUUGCUAUAAAUUGCUGCAUGCUGUUGGGCCUGUGCAGGGGAGAGCAGGUGGCCGAGAGAGGGAGUUGCUGGAAAAAGCUGUCUGCUCUGCUCUGAACUUAGCAGAGAUGAUGGAGUUCCAGUCCAUAGCAAUUCCCUGUAUUAGCUCAGGUACAUAUGGCGUUCCUAUCAGAGUAUGCACUGAGGCCAUUGUGGCCGCUGUUAAAAGGUUUGGGAGACAGGGGCAAGGUCUGAAUAAAGUAAUCCUGAUAGAUAACCGAGGUGAGGUGGUGGGGGCCAUGCAGGAAGCAUGCAACAGGCUUCUGCAAGGGAAAAAUACAGGAAACCGUACAAUCAGGGAUCAUAGGUCCUGGAGUGGUCCCAGUACUGCCAUCCAAGACCCAGUGAGAGGAGCUACAGCUGGGUCUGCUGGUGACAGUGUCCAGGUGGAGAUUGUCCAAGGACUCAUUGAGAUUCAGCAGUCGGAUGCCCUUGUAUCUCCUAUGUUUGGCCGCAAUCCUCUCUCUACUCGCAUCGGACAUUGCUUGUACAAUUUGGUCGGACCUCAGCUGGUUACCAGGUUUGAUAAUGAAGCAGGAGCAUCAACACCCCCAGUUGAAAUUGUCCCAGUGGAGGGCUUACCUGGACUUCCAUGUGGCUGUGUAUUUUUCCUCAACCUCCUUCCUUGGGAUGAUCAACAAGGAACAGCCAUCCAGGUUCUGAGGCAAGGAAUUGGCAACAUCCUGGCCUUCUGUGACAACCGAGGCUUUAGUUCUGUUGCUGUUCCAGCACUUGGCACUGGAGCUGUUCUUCGUUUUCCUCAUGCUGUGGUGGCCAGGGUUCUGCUGGAGGAGAUCCAAGCAUAUGAACAGAACCGGACCAGGAGAACACCAUUCAUGGUUUGCAUCAUCAUUCACCCCAGUGACACAGAAUCUAUCAAGACCUUCCAGUCUGCCCAGGAGGUUGUGCAUCUCAGAAGAUUCAUGGACAGUGCUCACCCAGACCAAGUGGACACAACAAGGAUUGUCCUGCUGGGGAAAACUGGAGCUGGGAAAAGCAGCCUAGCAAACACCAUAUUUAAAGACACUGUAUUCGAGACAGGCAGUUCUCCACAAUCCCAGACUAGUGUUUGUAAAGCAGAGUCCAGAUCUGUCAAUGGCAGAAGCGUCACUUUGAUUGACACCCCUGGAUUCUUUGACACAGAGAAAACUGAGGAGCAGCUGAAGAAAGAGAUAGUGAAGUGUGUCUUAGAGUGUGCUCCUGGGCCUCAUGCUUUUCUCAUCGUGCUCAAACUGGGGAGACACACAGAUCAUGAGGAAACCGUUGUCAAAAAGAUUUCCCAAUAUUUCUCUGAAGAAGCUUUCAGAUAUGCUACAGUUGUCUUCACCCAUGGUGAUGACCUCCAUGAAGGAAUGCAAAUUCACGACUUUGUCAAUCAGAGUGAAAGUCUGAGGGAACUUGUGGAAAAGUGUGGUCGCCGGUUUUGCGUUGUUGAUAAUAAAUGUUGGAAGCACAACCAGCAGGAUCCCUACAGGAGCAACAAGUUCCAGGUGGCUCAGCUACUCUGUGCAAUAGACAAGAUAAUUGAGGACAACAAUGGAGGCUGCUACACCAAUGAGCUGUUAGAGGCAGCGGAGAGAGAAAUACAAAAGGAGGAAGAGCGUAUUAGACAGUCAUCAGGAAACAUGUCAGAGAAAGAGAUCAGACAUAAGGCUAUAAUCAGUGCAUUUAAGAGAUUUUGGAACAUAUUUGCUGGUCUCACAACAUAAAUGUCAUUGGUUUGGCUGUGGACAGAUUAUGUCGCAAUCAGUCAAGGAACAAUAGGACAAUUAUAGUUAUUAAUAUGAUUUUAAUCAAAGGUUUUUUUUCAACUCUGUUUUACUUUUGUUCACCAUGUAUGGCUUUGUGACUGUGUUUGAAACUUUUGUCUGCGUAAACAAUAAGAGUUCUGAAUUCUGUCUGAGGAGGCAAAACAAUCAUGGUGAAUUAUGAAAUAUUUUCAGAGGAUGAUGUGAUGAUCUCUGAAAACUUAAAUUGAUGAAUGAUCUGAAAUUAUCAGAAAGAGUUUAAGAAUCUCCUAUGGGGUUUGAAUUUGGAAAUCUGGACACAUUCUAUGUGUUCAGGUUUGAAUGAGAUAAGGUUUUAUUCCUUUUCUGUUUAUUUCUCCAUUAUAUGCUUGCUGUUUUGUUAUCAAAGAAUCAGUCAACAACAAAACAGCUGAUUACUCGUUUGUAGGAGUGGGCAUUGAAAAUUAGUUUUAAAUUGGAACCGUUUCUAAAGUUUCAGUUCCAGUGGAAUUAUUUAAUUGCCAUUCCAAUGUGUAAACAAGUGACCUGUUUUGACUUUGAGAAUCAAAGAAGCGGAAUCAGAAUCCUUGAGAUCCAAACGAUGUCCAACUCUACUCGUACGUCCUUUCUGGUAUCUUUUUUUUUCCCAUAAAACCAUGACCACUUGCUGGUCAGACUGUUGCUCUACCAAAUCACAGGAUUAAAGCUAUUGUGCCAUGUACAGGAAAGUCAAAGCCUACAGCUCAUAAUCUCUGUUUGUACACUUUUAAAUCAAGAUACCAGACAGAGCUUUGGUCUUAAUUUCUGAGGUUCCAGAAGCAACUGUUCUUGAAGAUAGGGCUAAAUUUCUGACUAUCUGACCUCUCUACUGUUACUGAAAUUUCUGUCAUUGUCAGAUGCUGUUACUUGGAGGUAGAAAUGUUGGUAUUUACACUGCAAUCUCAUUUUAUGAGAUCAGUGGAACAUAUCAUACUUAACAUAAUGAUAACCAACAUCAUAAUUUACUCUCACAACUUAGUCAUGUGCAGGACAGGUAAAGAUCAAAAUGUGGAGGAAAAAGUAGAAUCUGCACACUGAACAUGAGUGCCCACUAAAUAUUGGAAAAACCUUGUUGAUGUUUUGUUUGCUGCAAGGCUUGCCUUGCCGAAACAUCAGUGAGUUUAUUUAAAUAUUCAAUCAACUCAUGUUUAGUGUGCAGCUUCUGAGAAUUUUUGCUCUAAAAUUACAAAUGGAGGACUUCUAAUGCUGUUUGAAUAUUUUUCUAUUAUGGUUGUGUUACUUGAGUAUAUGUACUGAGUAUUUCCCCACCACUGGAUGCAUAUGUAUGUAUGUAUGUAUGUAUGCAUGUAUGUAUGUAUGUAUGUGUUUUAUUUAUCUGUGAGGUAAACUUUUCUGUUUACCUGCAUCUUCACAGGGAAUUCAAAGGUCAAAGUCCUUUAAAGCAGUUCAAAGUCUUUCACACAGAAUUGAUCACAAAACAGCAUUUACACUGAUAUACACCUGGAUCACAAGGCAGGUAGUCUUUCUUGCCUUGAUGUGGUCAUGGAGCUGACAGAUGAAAAGGGUCAAAAUGAUGGUUAUUGAAGAAAAAGAUGAAGAUGGCUUGGUAGAUGGUUGUAAAGUUGAACAUCUUUGCAAAGUACAUAUGAAAUGAUUCAAGGGACUCUGAUCAUUGUACAGUGAAGAAGAAAAAAGACAAUAAAAUCUGUUUGCUUAAGGGGGGCAGAAACUGGACCAAGGUUCAGAAGAUCUGCACCCACAUGCCUAGUUGAUUAUUUGAGUUGUUUAAUUUGAUUUAAUAAAUAAUAUUUAU